ACAGAAUAUAUUACUAUUUUAAAUAACACUGACUGGUUUAUCAGACGCAGUCAGUAAAAUAGUUGAAGCGCCAAUAAAGCGCGAAUUGAAACAUACAAAUCACUUUUCACCAAGCUGACAUUUUGGACUACAAAAGCUGACCGGAAGUAGCUGGUUGUAGCGUUUUCCAGCGCAGAACCGCGGAGAUGAGAAUUCCCCUUCGCUCCUGUUGCAUCUUCAGGAGUUUCAUCUCUCAGAAACAAACCUUAGACACACAGAGGCGCGGCUUAAGCAGCGCAGCGAUGCGCUUGGUGCAGUUUCGUUGCAGAGGUGACGGAGAUGAUGUCAGAGUGGGAGUGGAGCAAGGCGAGGGGCUGAAUGUGGUGGAUCUGAAGGCGUUCGACGCCUCCAUGCCUUCAACCAUCAGAGAGCUGCUGCAGCUGGGAGACAAAGGGCUGGCGUGUGCACAAAGAGCUCUGGCGUCUGGCCAGUUUGUGGUUGAAAGAGCAAACAUCCAGCUGCUAUCCCCCAUCUUGGGCCCAGAGAAAGUGGUGUGUGUGGGCAUGAACUACCGGGACCACUGUCUGGAGCAGAAUGCCCCGAUCCCUGAAGAACCCAUCAUCUUCAGCAAGUUCCCCAGUGCCAUCACAGGUCCUUAUGACGACAUUAUUCUGCCCCCAGAGAGCCAGGAGGUGGACUGGGAGGUGGAGUUGGCCUUUGUGAUUGGACGAAGAGGAAAACACAUCAAGGAGGAAGACGCUCUGUCCCAUGUGGCCGGGUUCGCCGUGGCGAAUGACGUGAGCGCUCGCGACUGGCAGUUUAAGCGCAACGGGAAGCAGUGGCUGCUGUCGAAAACGUUUGACAGCUUCUGCCCUCUCGGACCCGCCCUCGUAACUAUUGAUGCUGUGAAAGAUCCUCAUAACUUGGGGAUCCGCUGCCUGGUCAACGGGGACACUGUGCAGGACAGCAACACCAGCCAGAUGAUCUUUAAAACCGCAGCGCUGAUUGCUUGGGUCUCAAAGUUUGUGACGUUAACUCCCGGAGACGUGUUCCUGACAGGAACUCCUCCCGGCGUGGGCGUUUUCAGGAACCCACCCGUCUUUCUUAAGAGAGGCGAUAUAGUGGAGUGCCAGAUAGACCAGAUCGGCUCCAUCAUCAACAAGGUGGUUUAAAUUCUUCAGCAAGAAACUGAAAAAUAAAAAAAACAAAACGAUAA
Molecule: messenger RNA, 1195 nt
Organism: Poeciliopsis prolifica (blackstripe livebearer)
Lineage: Eukaryota; Metazoa; Chordata; Actinopteri; Cyprinodontiformes; Poeciliidae
Gene: fahd2a
Product: fumarylacetoacetate hydrolase domain containing 2A
Exons: 8
Coding region: 186-1151 (321 amino acids)
Molecular function (GO): hydro-lyase activity
Source: RefSeq, a predicted model, not a curated record